Molecule: messenger RNA, 2154 nt
Organism: Pyrus x bretschneideri (Chinese white pear)
Lineage: Eukaryota; Viridiplantae; Streptophyta; Magnoliopsida; Rosales; Rosaceae
Product: NKAP-like protein
Exons: 2
Coding region: 60-1658 (532 amino acids)
Biological process (GO): regulation of gene expression
Cellular component (GO): nucleus
Molecular function (GO): chromatin binding
Source: RefSeq, a predicted model, not a curated record
GCGAGCUUUUGGUUUCCAAAAUAGAAAGUUCAUCACCGACUCUCUUCCAAUUUUCUCUGAUGGGGAGGCCAUCAUCCACCAUCCACAUACCGGAGAGACGACACCGUUCCGAUCACGAGAACGGCCGGUACCCACCGCACUCCGACUCAUCCGGCGACAACCGAUACCAGCGUCGCAGCCCCAGCUACGAAAACUACGACCGCUACGACAACCGCCGCCACCGAAACCCCUCGGGAACGCCCCCUAGACGAAGCCCUAGGGGCAACGGAGGAGGCCCGGAAUCCUUGGCUCGGCGUCGCAGCCCCAGCUAUGAGGACUACGAGCGGCACGACAACCGCCGUCACCGAAAUCGCUCGGGCUCGCCCGAUUACCCGAACCCUAGACGAAGCCCUAGGGCUAAUGGGGGGCCGGACUCUCUGCCGAAGAAAUUCGGGCGUGGCAGGAACCGUCUGGACCGGAAUGGAGGACGGGAGGAAUCGGAGGAGUCCGACGAGGAGCUGAAGGGGCUGAGUUUCGAGGAGUACAGGAGGCUCAAGAGGCAGAAGCUGAGGAAAUCGGGGAAGUUUUGUAUUUGGGAAUUGACGCCCAGCCCGCCUAGGGUUGAGAACGAUGAGUUCGAAUUCGUGGGUAAGGCUGAUGUGAUUUCGGAGCGGUAUGGCGAGGAGGAGAAUAUUGAAUCGCAGGACAAGAAGAAAGAGAAGGAGAAGUCCGAGUCUGAAUCCAAAUCCGAUUCUGAAUCGGAGGAUUUGAGGUCGAGGAAAAGGAAGAAGAGUUCGGGUUCGAAGCGCAGGAGUAGGAAAUCGAGAUAUAGUGAUAGUGAAUCGGAGAGUGAGAGCGAAAGUGAUGAUGAAUCGGAUGAAGAGGAGGAUCGUAGAAUGAGAAAGAAGUCGAAAAGUAGGAGUAAGAGAAGCAGGAGCAGAAGAGAAAGGAGAAGAAAGAGGAAGAGCAGGCGUAGUAGCAGUAGCGAGUCGGAUGAGAGCGAAGACAGUGAUAGUGAGGUUUCAGAUUCGAAGAAGAAGAAGAAGAAACAGCGAAAGUCUCUCAGUCGGAGUAAGAAGAAAGAGUCGGAAACUGAAAUGGAGAGUGAGAAAUCGGACUCGGAGAAGGGUUUGGAUUCUGAGGUUGAUGCCAUGGCUGCUACUUUAGUGGAAGAGGAGAUGAUGAAGGAUGAGAGUAAUGCGGAGGCAUUGAAGUUUAAGGAGAUUUUCGAGGCUCAGAAGAAGCUGUCAUUGGACGAUGAACCAGUGGUUGGGCCAAUGCCCUUGCCUAGAGCUGAAGGGCAUAUUAGUUAUGGUGGGGCUCUGAGGCCUGGUGAAGGUGAUGCCAUUGCACAAUAUGUUCAGCAAGGGAAGCGUAUUCCGCGGAGAGGAGAAGUGGGUCUUUCGGCUGAUGAGAUUCAGAAGUUUGAGAACCUUGGGUAUGUAAUGAGUGGUAGUAGGCACCAGAGAAUGAAUGCCAUUCGUAUUAGGAAGGAAAACCAGGUUUACAGUGCUGAGGACAAGCGGGCUUUGGCCAUGUUCAACUACGAGGAGAAAGCUAAGCGCGAGCACAAGGUCAUGGCAGAUUUGCAGCGGCUGGUUCAGCGCCAUAUUGGGCAGGAUGUCGGACCUACUCAUGACCCUUUUUCCGGGAAGGAAAAAGAGAUUGCUGAUGCUUAGUUUCAUUUGGAAGUUAUGGUCUGCUUAUGAUACUGGAAGGUCUGGCCAAUACCAAACCUAUCUGAAGUUGGGAUCGCCCACAGAAUACAAAAGCCGGGUGCUCGCUAUUUGAUCACAAGUUUCUUGCGCAACAAGCACCACCCCAAUAGCAUCGGGCAGAGUGAGUUCGAGCAUGCUAACUGGGACUUCGAUGAUAGGACAAAACAAACACUUUGGUGGAGAUUAUGAAUUGAAGCUUUCAAUCUUAUUGCACAAUACGAGUAAUCACCGUGCCUCGAUAGCAAUUAAAGCUUAAUGUAACAAUGUCGAAAUGAGCAAAUUCGGAAACAUCACCGCUGUGUUUGACGACAGUGGAGACUUUUAAGAAUACAGAAGAGAUGGAGUCGGAUUUCUUUGACGGUUUGUACUCCUAAUUUCUUGUUCAAUCGAAGGUGACCAAGAGUUUCAUGUGUGUAAUUUUGCUGAUCAUGUAUGUAACGAUGCUUGCUUGGUAUCA